AUUAACCUCAACUUCGACCUUCGAGACUCCACCAACGCACCAAGGAACCACCACCUUGUCCUCCCAUCACAGCUCCCAUCGAAUCGACCGCCGCCAUCGCUCCGCUGCCGAACGCAUCGUCGCAUCCGCGCUCUCCUCCUAAUUUAUCCCGAUCCCUCUCCGGCAUCAUCUCUUCUCCCCGCCGCCAUAUCCUCCUCCAUUAUCACCAUGUCCGCCCAAAACUCGGCCGGUAUCCAGACUCUUCUCGACGCUGAACGAGACGCUUCCAAGAUUGUCCAGAAAGCUCGGGAAUUCCGCACCAAGCGUGUCAGGGAAGCCCGUGAUGAGGCCAAGCAAGAGAUAGCCGAUUACAAGUCCUCCAAGGAGGACGAGUACAAGCAGUUCGAGUCCGAGCAUAGCAAGGGCAACCAGGAGGCUGAGGCCGAGGCCAACCGAGAGGCUGAGGAGCAGAUCAAGGAGAUCCAGGCGGCCGGGAAGAAGAGCCAGGCCCAGGUUGUCAAGAACCUGCUCACCGCUGUCUUUGACGUCAAGCCCGUCCCCCCCUCUGCUGCUUGAGCGCAAUCUACAAACAAAUUCCCCGAGAGCCUAGCCGAAGCUCAGCUUCCGCCAGUGAUAAACCAAUCCCCGCGGCUCACCAAUUCGACCCGAUGAGGGUGGACAAUGGAGGAAGAGGAGGAACGUGUGGAGACGGAAGACUCGCGCCAAACAUGACCAAUCCUCAUGCGUCCCAUCCAAGGCGCAGCUUUUUAAUACAAGUCUACUGAACGAAA
Ilyonectria robusta is the source of this 770-nucleotide messenger RNA. RefSeq names its product vacuolar ATPase. Gene Ontology annotation, molecular function: proton-transporting ATPase activity, rotational mechanism. Gene Ontology annotation, cellular component: vacuolar proton-transporting V-type ATPase complex. Lineage: Eukaryota; Fungi; Ascomycota; Sordariomycetes; Hypocreales; Nectriaceae. The coding region runs from base 208 to 555 and encodes 115 amino acids. The transcript has 6 exons. The record is from RefSeq and is a predicted model, not a curated record. Gene Ontology annotation, biological process: proton transmembrane transport.